CUGCGCCUGUGUCUGGGAUUUCAUUAAAUCCCCCCCCCCCCUCUUCUCAAUACUGCACCCUGUGAGGAUCCUUGUGUGGUUGAUCCUGAGGUCACAGAGCCAGGAGAGAACCCAGGAGUCCAUGCUCCCAGCCCCCCCUGCUCUAACCACCAGCCCCCAAUCCCCUCCCAGAGCAGCUCUCCAGCCCGGUCUAAACAGUAAUUUCUUCCCAGGUGCUGCUCAGUGGAGACGACCCUGCAACCCGCUGCAAAACCAUGGCCCGGCCCAAACACACAACAGCUGGGAAGAAACACCCACGCAAGAGGAAGAAAGCAAAGGCUCAUGGGAAAAAUGACCCAGGAGUACCUCAGCUGUUGGGUUUCAAGGAAUAUGCAAAGAAGGAAGCUGAAUUAAAACAGAAAAGGGUGGCGGAACUGAGGGCGCGGCAGGAGGAGGCCCGGCUCAAGGAGACCAGCCAGCGCCGCAGCCUGGAGUCCCUGCAGCAGGACGCCCUCCGCAAGCAACGGGAUUUCGAGCAGAAGGAGGCCGGGCUGCAGCAGCUGCAGGGGCACCCCCGGCUGGAGAAGGAGGGGUCCCGCAGGGCGUACUACCGGGAGUUCAGGAAGGUGAUCCAGGCUGCUGAUGUGGUCCUUGAGGUGCUGGAUGCCCGAGACCCCCAGGGGUGUCGCUGCCCCCAGGUGGAGGAGGCCGUGCUGCAGGCCGGGGGCAACAAGAAACUGGUGCUGGUGUUAAAUAAAAUCGACCUGGUGUCCAAGGAGGUCGUGGCCGGGUGGCUAAAGUACCUGAGGAACGAACUCCCCACCGUGGCCUUCAAAGCCUCCACUCAGCAGCAGAGCCGGCACCUGAAACAGAGCAAGGUGCAGAUGGCCAGGGCCUCCUCGCGAGCGCUGGCCCAGCAGCGGGCAGCCUCCCCCUGUCCUGUGUCUCACUCGGACCCAUGCAGCUUGACAGGCGUGUCUGGUUGCUCCCCACCCCAGAUCAUGCAGCAUUACGGUGUGCCGGCUUACCGGGACGUCACGGAGUUCCUAGCGCACCUCGCCCGGAGAAAGGGGAAACUGAGGAAAGGAGGCGUGCCCGAUCACGAGAAGGUGGCCAAAGCUGUGCUGAGUGACUGGAUGAGGUGGCGCUCCCGCUUUCUUGUGGUGCCCCCGCGCCCCAACAAAGCCCAGCCAUGCUAUGUGGCCUUCGGGGGGCAGUACCACUUUCUCCCCCGCAGGGUGGGUGGGAUCAGACCAUCCACUUACAGUGCCUUCUCUGUGUCCGCUCCCCGCCCAGACCUCCCGUCUGUUCCCGUGGGCAUCGGCCUCGCCCCCGCCGGCCUCACCAGUGGGGCAGGGGCAGAGAUGGAAGAAGAGGAAACAGCGGGAGAGGAAGAAACAGCCAUGGACGAAGACAGAGAUCUGGAGCUCGACACCGUAACAGUGGAACUGAAGGCUAAGAACAAAGCAGCUGCUGCUGUGAAGAAGCCUGUUCCCAGAGCCCCCAGCCUGGAGGAGAUCUCAGCCCUAGACCCCCUGCACCAAGGGCAGGGGCUGCGGGCAGCUAGCAGGCGGCGGAAGAAGCAGCAGAAAAGAGCAGAGAAAAUUGCCAGCAAACUCUCCGCCACGCUGACGGCCGCCAUGAACUUCGGCACGGCGGGCCACUAGGCACAGCGGCCCCCCCGUGAGCCCUGCACUCCAGCACCCUCGGGCUCGAUGCCCUCUCCUGGCCGGCAGGAGGCGGCCCGUGGAGACAAGACCAGGACUGCCACUAUCGAAAAGUCAGGCUCCUUUUAUUACCAGCUAAAAGCCCCGGCGCAGCCCAUCUCCAAUAAAACAUCACGCA
This is a messenger RNA of Chelonoidis abingdonii (Abingdon island giant tortoise), 1824 nucleotides long. The record is from RefSeq and is a predicted model, not a curated record. Lineage: Eukaryota; Metazoa; Chordata; Testudines; Testudinidae.